This is a messenger RNA of Polychytrium aggregatum, 2075 nucleotides long. RefSeq lists its product as uncharacterized. The record is from RefSeq and is a predicted model, not a curated record. The coding region runs from base 231 to 1904 and encodes 557 amino acids. NCBI's taxonomy places the organism in Eukaryota, Fungi, Chytridiomycota, Chytridiomycetes, Polychytriales. Gene Ontology annotation, molecular function: sequence-specific DNA binding; zinc ion binding. Gene Ontology annotation, biological process: regulation of DNA-templated transcription. The transcript is spliced from 5 exons.
CUCUGGAUUGUUCUCCCGGCACUUGCUUCGGCGAUUGGGCUCUUCCCAGACAUCCCGCGACAUUUUCGAUCAUCGCCGAUACUCUCCAUCGCCGAUCCCCUUCCGCCUCACCUUCUCCGCUUUGACCUUCUCCUGUCCCCCCCCCUCCACUCCGCCAUCCACCCCUCGGCAGCCCCGCUUCUCCUGAAAUUGGGCUUUGGCCUCCCCCCUCUCUCUGCCCCGCAUCCGCAAUGUCGCACCCAGGCUCGCUCAUGCCCGGCGGUCCCAACCCGACACCGUCCCAACAAGCUUCGUCGAGACACCAUACUCCUCUUCCGCCGCUCAAGGCCCUGCUUGGCAGCAGUCUACCGUGGCCAAGGAACCAGGACGCGAGCGCCCCAUCCUUUCCCUACCCGCCUCCCUCUGAGCCCUUUGCCCAGAAGCGGAUUCAGGAACCCGGCAACUCGCCAUUGCAUACCCGCACCUCGCCGCAGUACCCGCACGUCCCUGCUGGGCCCUCGGGCGCUGCCGUCCUCGAUCUCCGCAACGAGCCUGUGUCCUUCCAGCGACCGGAAGCUUCCAUGGUCCUCCGGCCACCCUCUCCCGACCCGGCUACGCCGUCUCGAGGCUUUCCGGCUCCGCUCGUGGCCGAAUCGCCCUUUGCCUCCUCUCCGACUUCCCAUCCAUCCUUCCCGCCAAAUCGGCGUGGCUCCCGUCACAGCCUCUCCCCUCUCAAGCGGUCGGCGUACGACUCUUUCGCACCGCCAUACGACGAUCAUCGUCGUGAGUCGGCAGAAGAACACGAUCGCUCCAAGCGCCGAUACUUUGGCCAUCCCCAACCACUGGCCCCCGAGCACGGUGUCUAUUCUCGCCCUGAGGGGCCUUGGUCCUUCCAACAGCCUCAGCAGCCACAGCAACCACAGCAACCACAGCAACCACAGCAACCACAGCAACCACAGCAACCACAGCAGCCACAGCAGCCACAUCAACUACAGCAGUCACAUCAACACCAACUACAUCAGCAACCGCAUCAGCAUCAGCAACUGCAACAACAUCAGCAUCAGCAGCAGAAGCCGCAGCUCCGACCUGUCCCCGAUAGUGUCCCAUCCCACUUUCAUCCUCGUGCUUCUACGCCGUCCUGGCCCGGCCACAGCGCAUCGCCUGCUAGCUCCUCACCGUCGCUCCGUGCCACCGAGAAAAAGGUCAUCGCCCACGAGCAUGUCUCGCACCUCGGUGCUCUUGAAACCCUGUUGACGAAUAUUGCCAGCACAUGCGAGGUGCUGAAAGACUUUGCCAUGGAGUGCCAGCGCCAACUCAAGUCUGCCAAACAGGAGCAGCAUGUCCACCUAUGGAACAAGUCCGAAAAGAUUAACGUGCUUCUCCAGAACCUGGUCGAGACCCUCGACUCGACGGGAGCGCCGGGCACGAGCACUCAGUCCCUCUCGGUUUCGGAGAUGCUCAAGGAGAAGCAGACCAAAGACUUUCAGCUGCGAUCUCGAAGCACAUACAAGAAGCGAAGCAGGACGGCAUCCGAGCCCGGCCGGUGCCAUUCAUGUAACAUCAGCGAGACGCCCGAGUGGCGGCGUGGCCCCGAUGGCGCCCGGACGCUCUGCAACGCUUGUGGGCUGCACUUCUCCAAGCUCGUCAAGAAGCGCCAGGACGGGUCCAUCCCAACAAACGAGGAGCUCGCGCGGUACAUGAGCGGAGGCGGCCUUGCGGACGCUGGUGUGCACCGACGAGAGCCCGGCCGCUCGCCCACCGACAACGGCUCGUCCAAGUCGGUCCCUCGCAGAGACAGGACCAGCCAGAGCGCCUCGCCGACGCCCUCAGAGCAUGUCUCUGACGGCCGGCCGUCGGAAACGAGUCAAGCAGGCUUGGCCGUUUCGUCCCUCCCCAGUGCGCGGACGCAGCCUCUGGCUCCUUAAAACCCACCAUUCGGGUCUCGUCCAUCUUGCCCAUAUCCAACGUAAUCGCUCGCGCAGCUUGGCCUGGCUUGCAGCCGCUUCCGCCUCGUCAUCGUCACCGCAUCGUCAUCCCCGCCGCCACCACUACCACCCAAAUCUAUUUUUUUUUGGCCGCCUGUCUGCCUGCCUGCC